Molecule: messenger RNA, 1221 nt
Organism: Cercopithifilaria johnstoni
Lineage: Eukaryota; Metazoa; Nematoda; Chromadorea; Rhabditida; Onchocercidae
Source: the annotation of a GenBank genome assembly
AUGUCAUUAUUCUUAACCAAUACUCCAAGUGGUAGCAAUGGCAGUAAUAAUGUGAGUGACAAAGCGGCAACCAAUACAAUGCAGUUUUUGACGUUUCCAUUUCGACGGCGACGAAAGCAUUAUACAAUAAAUCCGCCGGAUGACACUUAUCACGUUGUUUACCUUGGUAAUGUAUUGACCGUCAUCGCUAAAGGUGAGGAAUGUUUGGAGAAGCCCAUUUCGUUAAUUUGGCAUGCAUAUUGCAGUAAGCAACGCGCGGAUCUACCUAUGAAACUCACCGUUACACGUUCCGGACUUAAGGCAGAAACAAAGCAGCAAAGUGUCACGGAGUAUUGGUCCCAUCGCAUAACAUAUUGUUUGGCGCCGUCAAAUUUGCCACGGGUAUUUUGUUGGGUUUAUAAGCACGAAGGGAAGAAGAUGAAGCCGGAGCUGAGAUGUCAUGCAGCACUAUGCAGAAAACCGUCGGAUCCACAUAGAAUAACUCUGACACUCGAACAUUAUCUCCGAGCUGCUCUUCAAGAGUAUCGUCGUGAGAAGUUGUAUCGUCAAAACGCUCGACUCAACGCCAUUACUAUUGGACAACCAUCCGUUGGACCUAAAAGGAAACUGUUGUUACAAACGGGUUCACUCAAUUUCCGUCCUCCAGUUGGCCGUUCAAAAAGUGCUCCAAGAUUAUUUGCUAUUGAUGAGGAAAAUGAAUAUCCCGAGGAACAACAGGAAGAAUAUUCGGACGCGGAUUCACUAUGUUGCGAGGAAUCGCCGAUCAUUGGUGAUGCUUAUAGUACAAAUAGUUUGGAAAGUAGUGAGACAGCGGAAAUUCCCGUCUUUGGGCAGGAUUUUUUUCGCGGGAGUGAUGGUGGGGAACAGCACUUAAUGAGGAGACUGUGUGAUAAGAGCCUAGAGCAGGAAGAGCAGCGGAAUGGAUCAUCAACGACUAGUGACUUUACUUCAAGCUUAGAAUCUGGUCCAUCCAGUAAUAGUUCGGAUGAUGGGGUGCAAUCCACCGAUUCAGAGAAUCGAUCAUGGGAAGUAUGCAAGUUACCGAACGCAGAAAAACGACCAGAUCGAGAAACAGAUACAAUUAGCGAAGAGUCUGGUUAUCAUGAUUUUGAUGAUGGCUUUAACAGUGCCACUACUGACGAUGAUAAUGGUGGUCGGAGUAGUGAAGUUCAUUACGAUGAUGACGAAAGUCAGUACGAUGAGCAAGUUACUGCACUGUAA